UAUUUAGCUGUCGUUGCGUUUUAAUUCGUAGUCAGUUUCAUUUUCUGUGCUUUUCUGUCAGCAGUUUUUGUAUAUUUAAUACCCAAAAUGGUUAAUAACUACGUAACCAAUGCUCCUUAUUACCAAGAGUCGCCGCAACGAAAAAUUGUACGAAGCGAUGCGCUUGUUACAGUUGUUGGAGCGUCCAGCAACGAUAACGUAACUGAUGCCAAUGAGCAUUUGCGCAAAAUUUUCGUUGGUGGCUUGCCCACACACACUUCGGUGGAGACAGUGCGAGAUUUUUUCAACAAAUUUGGAGAAGUUGCCGAUGCGGUCGUUAUGCGUGAUCCUGUAUCCAAUCGCUCACGUGGCUUUGGUUUCGUCACUUUUGUUGAUGCGGCGACUGUGGACAACGUACAGCGCUGUCGUCCUCAUAGCAUUGACAAUAAAACCGUCGAGACAAAGCGCGCUUUGCCACGCCACGAAGCGAAUAGAUCGGCCAGUAAUUCAGGCAACAUCAAGUCCUCGAAAGUAUUCCUAGGCGGACUUAAGGACUGUCAUGAUGAGAAUUCGCUACGCGAACACUUCUCACAGUUUGGAAAGAUUACAAACAUCAAACUGCUGGUGGACAACGAGACAGGACGUAAACGUGGUUUUGGAUUCUUAGAUUUCGAGGAUAUGGCUAGCGCUGAUCGCGCCUUGGUUCAAGGAAAGCACACGAUCAAUCUCUCUGCUGUAGAAGUAAAAAAAGCUGCGCAGAAACCAGAUCCAAGCAAGCGUGUGCGCAUGCCUGUCGGGGGUGCUGCUCGCGCCGGCUACGCACCGCCACAGCCGGCCAUCAUGGAAAAUUUUAGUUACAAUCCCACCUACAAUCCGUAUGUGGCACAUUCAGCUUUACCGCCGUCGGCUUUCAUUAAUGGGUGGGCCUCCUAUGUGACACCGACCGUGCCACCAGCACCCAUGUACUAUCCUACGCCUAAGGCCUGGAACCACUACAACAAAUUCGGGCCUCAGGAAUGUACCCGAAACAGCUACAAGACCUCGGAGUGGACAAAGUCUGGCUAUAAGCACUCACACGCACUAGCAAAUGAGCGCCCAAGGAAUGAGUACAAGUCGGUACAGGCUCAGCAGCAGCAACAGCAGCAAAGGUCAACAGCUGCCAAACCUGAGGAGGUUAAGGCAGAAGGUGCUGCAAUUUCUCCAGCUGUAACAGCUGGAGGCGGGGAUGCUGAUAGAAAGUGGCAAACUGGGGACUAUAAGGUGUUCAAGCCUUCUGGCACGUACAAUGCUGCAAACGCAAAGCAGAUAGGCCAUGUCCAAAGUAAUCGUGUGAACUCCUUGAACCAGGAUAUUGUCGCUCCUGCUUAUGGCAUCUAAGCGGCACUUAUUUUUUUCUGGGACCACACAAACGGCUGAUAAUGGAAAAUGCAAGAAUUACACUUAUUCAUUUUUUUUACACAUAUUUACUAUCUGUGUUACCAAAGCUGGUACAGCUUACAAAUCCGAAUUUAUAUUUAUUUUGAAAACGAAGCUUUUAUGACCCAACGACGAUGUUGAAAAUAAAAUGCCUACAUUUAAAAA
Molecule: messenger RNA, 1560 nt
Organism: Scaptodrosophila lebanonensis
Lineage: Eukaryota; Metazoa; Arthropoda; Insecta; Diptera; Drosophilidae
Gene: Rbp4
Product: ribonucleoprotein RB97D
Exons: 5
Coding region: 88-1356 (422 amino acids)
Cellular component (GO): cytoplasm
Molecular function (GO): RNA binding
Source: RefSeq, a predicted model, not a curated record